CUUCUCUUGGACGCAGCCACGCACGGACCUUCGUCGCUCGCCUCCCUCCCCUCCCCCCUUGCCUAAAUGUUAUCACGGAUAUUGGUGGUGGCUGCGGCGGCGGGCGCUGGCGGCGGCCGCGGCUGUGGAACCAGGCGCGGCGGUGGAUCCGGGCACGGCGGUGGAGGAGCCGGGAGCGAACAGAGAAGGAAAAUUGUCGCUUCCCCACAUGUUCCAUAUUGUGACCUUUGACAACGGCCCGUGUCACGCUAAGACUGGAGAACACGGCACCUGUUUUAGCCAGAAGGAGUGUGACGGCCUUGGGGGGUCUGCCUCGGGUACCUGCGCUAAUGGCUUCGGUGUCUGCUGCGUCUUGACAGUGACUUGUGGUAAAACUAUAAGCGUUAACAAUACAUACUUUGUUAAUGAGAACCACCCUGGGACAAUUACAUACACUGGAGCUGAUUACGAUAGUCUGGGACACCUGCAAUCCACGGCCAAUCUGUACGGCACCCCAAGCACUUGUUACGUCACGCUGGAGCCGCCCUAUGGGACGUGCCAAAUUCUGCUGGAGUUUGUGGACUUCGAGCUGAGCGGGCCCACUCAAGGGGACUGCACCAAUGACACAUUUGUUGUACACGGCGCCAACCCAGGAUGCGAUAUUCCGACCCUCUGUGGCAACAACGCGGGGCAGCACAUGUACGUCGACGUGGACAACUCCCAGGGACCCUUCAAAUUGGCGGUGCUGCUGUCCAGUCUUCACGUCCCUAGGCGGUGGAAGAUAAAAGUAUCCUUUAUUGAAGCGACCAAUCCCUGCAAGGCCCCCGCACGCUGCCUUCAGUAUUACAAGGAAACUUCAGGGUCAAUCAGCUCGUUUAACUACCACGGGACGCCAGGAAUGAUGCUAAACAACCAGAAAUAUACCAUCUGCUUCGCCUAUGUGCCUGGCUACUGUGACAUUGGUAUCGACUUCCACCGGCUCGACCUUGGCAACACGUAUGGGGAGUGUACAGAUGACUAUGUGGCUGUUAGUCAUAUGAAGUUCUGCGGGGAUCACCAGCAACUGUCCGUCGUUGCCAACGCGACGGGGCCCAUUCACAUUGGCGUCUGCACGGAUGACAGCAACGAGAAGGAAGAGGAAGGCUUUUAUGCACAGUACCUCAUGCUGGGGUGUCAUUAACCUCUCCCUGACCUACCCUGACCCCACGUGACCUACCCUGACCUCUGACCUACUCAUUAUUCAAAACCCUUAAGGAAAUUUAUAAAAAAACCGAUUUAUUUUUUCUAAGUCGUGUUUUUUUAAUGUUUUCUGUUUUUUUUUAUGUUUUUUUUGUAUUUUUUUUUUAUUGUUAAGACUCUCAGUUGACUGUUGUUGUUGUUGUUUGUUGUUCAUGAUUUGAAACACUCACACGCACACACACACACACAGCUCCUAUUUAUUUAUAUCAUAUUAAAACCUCAUUUCUAUUUCUUUUUCAAUUAUUUUUUAUUAUUAUUUCAUCACUUUUCUUCUCUCAUAGCAUAAACAAACCUCCACGUGUUUAUCUUAAAGGAACCACACAGCAUUCUUCGUCUUCCGUUCUCUCAUACACACACACACAGCUCCUAUUUAUUUAUAUCAUAUUAAAACCUCAUUUCUAUUUCCUCUUCAAUUAAUUUUAUUAUUAUUUCAUCACUUUCCUUCUCUCAUAGCAUAAACAAACCUCCGUGUGUUUAUCUUAAAGGAACCACACAGCAUUCUUCGUCUUCCGUUCUCUCAUACACACACACACAGCUCCUAUCUAUUUAUAUCAUAUUAAAACCUCAUUUCUAUUUCCUCUUCAAUUAUUUUUUAUUAUUAUUUCAUCACUUUCCUUCUCUCAUAGCAUAAACAAACCUCCACGUGUUUAUCUUAAAGGAACCACACACCAUUCUUCGUCUUCCGUUCUCUCAUACACACACACACAGCUCCUAUCUAUUUAUAUCAUAUUAAAACCUCAUUUCUAUUUCCUCUUCAAUUAUUUUUUAUUAUUAUUUCAUCACUUUUCUUCUCUCAUAGCAUAAACAAACCUCCACGUGUUUAUCUUAAAGGAACCACACACCAUUCCCGCCUUUCCGGUCGCUCAAGAUGGCGGGUGCGACAAGAUGUAUUAUACUGUAUCAUAAUUAUGUGGGCUGCAAGAGACUUUGUAUAGAACUGUACAGAUGAUUCCUUUUUUUCUUAUUAAUUAGUAUUUUUAGUUGUGUAUUUCAUUCAUUUUAUUUAUUUAUUUAUUUAUUUUUUUUUUUGUUUAUUUAUUUUUUUUUUCGUUAGGCUAUUAAGUUUUUUUUUUUUUACUUUAAUUUCAUCUUUUUGCUGUUGUUGUUGUUGUUGUUGUUGUUCAUUUAUUUGUUAUUGUUGUUGAUGUCGAUAAUUUGUUUUCCUUCAGGUUUCCACAAGGUUGUAAUUUAUCCCUUAUUUAUUUACUACUUUUUUUUUUAUAUAUAUAUAUUUUUUGUUUAGAUUUUAGUAUCACAAUUAUUUAUUUAUUUAUUUCUUAAUUUAUUUCUUAUCUCGUGUGAAUGUGAGAGUGAGAGAGUGAGUGAGUAAUUAUUUUUUUUAUAUAAUAGCAUAACUUUUAAAUACUUAUUACUAUUUUAACAUAUAAGCUAAGUUAUUCCUUUAAUUAAUGACGAUGUUAAGCUUUAUUAUUAUCAAUGGAGAAAAAGAAGGAAAAUAUUCACGAAAGCUCAGGGCAAUUCUUAAAGGAACGGCAAGAGAUUUGAAAAUAUACACAGAAAUGAAAAGUUAAAAGAACGAUAGACUGAAAAUGAAGUAGAAAAAUAAUAAUAAUAAUAAUGAAAUGAAGAAAAUAUAAUUAAUGAUAAACGCAAGAGAAAUAUUUAUAUCGUUGUCUGUCUAUAUGUAUGUCACUGUUUGAAAAUAAAGAAAAUGUAAGAUUGAAAAAAAAAAAUAAUAAUAAUAGAAAAAUAGAAUACGAGAUCAAAGAUUUAAUAAACUUCAUAACAUAACAAAA
Molecule: messenger RNA, 2975 nt
Organism: Scylla paramamosain (green mud crab)
Lineage: Eukaryota; Metazoa; Arthropoda; Malacostraca; Decapoda; Portunidae
Exons: 8
Coding region: 209-1159 (316 amino acids)
Source: RefSeq, a predicted model, not a curated record